Apodemus sylvaticus (European woodmouse) is the source of this 3325-nucleotide messenger RNA. It is a transcript of the gene Kcnh6, whose product is annotated as potassium voltage-gated channel subfamily H member 6. The record is from RefSeq and is a predicted model, not a curated record. The transcript is spliced from 13 exons. Gene Ontology annotation, cellular component: membrane. The coding region runs from base 1 to 2853 and encodes 950 amino acids. Gene Ontology annotation, molecular function: inward rectifier potassium channel activity. NCBI's taxonomy places the organism in Eukaryota, Metazoa, Chordata, Mammalia, Rodentia, Muridae. Gene Ontology annotation, biological process: membrane repolarization during action potential; potassium ion transmembrane transport; regulation of ventricular cardiac muscle cell membrane repolarization.
AUGCCAGUCCGCAGGGGCCACGUUGCUCCCCAAAACACUUACUUGGACACCAUCAUCCGCAAGUUUGAGGGCCAGAGUCGUAAGUUCCUGAUCGCCAAUGCCCAGAUGGAGAACUGCGCCAUCAUUUACUGCAAUGACGGCUUCUGCGAACUCUUCGGCUACUCCCGUGUGGAAGUGAUGCAGAGACCCUGUACCUGUGACUUCCUCACGGGCCCCAACACUCCAAGCAGUGCCGUGUCCCGCUUGGCGCAGGCCCUGCUUGGGGCCGAAGAGUGCAAGGUGGACAUCCUCUACUAUCGCAAGGACGCUUCCAGCUUCCGCUGCCUGGUGGAUGUGGUCCCUGUGAAGAAUGAGGACGGGGCUGUCAUCAUGUUCAUCCUCAAUUUCGAGGACCUGGCCCAGCUCCUGGCCAAGAGCAGCAGCAGAAGCCUGACCCAGCGCUUGUUGUCACACAGCUUUCUGGGCUCUGAGGGCUCUCACAGCAGGCAGAGUGGACAGGGGCCUGGCCCAGGCACGGGAAAGUACAGAACCGUCAGUCAGAUUCCGCAGUUCACACUCAACUUCGUGGAGUUCAACCUGGAGAAACACCGCUCAGGCUCCACCACGGAGAUCGAGAUCAUCGCUCCCCACAAGGUGGUGGAGCGGACACAGAAUGUCACUGAAAAGGUCACCCAGGUCCUGUCCCUGGGCGCAGACGUGCUGCCAGAGUAUAAGCUACAGGCGCCGCGCAUUCACCGAGGUACCAUCCUGCACUACAGCCCCUUCAAGGCCGUGUGGGACUGGCUCAUCCUGCUCUUAGUCAUCUAUACAGCCGUCUUCACGCCCUACUCCGCCGCCUUUCUGCUCAGCGACCAGGAUGAAUCACAGCGCGGUACCUGCGGCUAUACCUGCAGCCCGCUCACCGUGGUGGACCUCAUCGUGGACAUCAUGUUCGUCGUGGAUAUUGUCAUCAACUUCCGGACCACCUACGUCAACACCAACGAUGAGGUGGUCAGCCACCCCCGGCGAAUCGCCGUCCACUACUUCAAGGGCUGGUUCCUCAUCGACAUGGUCGCUGCCAUCCCUUUUGACCUGCUUAUCUUCCGCACUGGCUCAGACGAGACCACCACCUUGAUCGGGUUACUGAAGACAGCACGCCUCCUGCGGCUGGUGCGCGUGGCCCGGAAGUUGGACCGCUAUUCUGAAUACGGGGCUGCCGUACUCUUCCUGCUCAUGUGUACUUUCGCGCUCAUUGCGCACUGGCUGGCCUGUAUCUGGUACGCCAUCGGCAACGUGGAGCGGCCCUACUUGGAGCCCAAGAUUGGCUGGCUGGACAGCCUGGGCGCACAGCUUGGCAAGCACUAUAAUGGCAGCGACCCAGCCUCGGGACCCUCUGUCCAGGACAAGUAUGUCACCGCCCUCUACUUCACCUUCAGCAGCCUCACCAGUGUGGGCUUCGGCAACGUGUCACCCAACACGAACUCUGAGAAGGUCUUCUCUAUCUGCGUCAUGCUCAUUGGCUCCCUUAUGUACGCCAGCAUCUUUGGCAACGUGUCGGCCAUCAUCCAGCGCCUGUACUCGGGCACUGCCCGCUACCACACGCAGAUGCUGCGUGUCAAGGAAUUCAUCCGCUUCCACCAGAUCCCCAACCCACUGCGGCAGCGCCUGGAAGAGUAUUUCCAGCAUGCCUGGUCCUACACCAACGGCAUCGACAUGAACGCGGUGCUGAAGGGCUUCCCUGAGUGCCUGCAGGCGGACAUCUGCCUGCACCUGCACCGGGCGCUGCUGCAGCACUGCCCCGCCUUCCGCGGCGCCAGCAAGGGGUGUCUGCGCGCGCUCGCGGUCAAGUUCAAGACCACGCACGCGCCUCCUGGGGACACCCUGGUGCACCUGGGCGACGUGCUGUCCACGCUCUACUUCAUCUCUCGCGGCUCCAUCGAGAUCCUGCGCGAUGACGUGGUCGUGGCCAUUCUAGGGAAGAACGACAUCUUUGGGGAGCCUGCCAGCCUCCAUGCCAGGCCAGGCAAAUCUAGCGCGGAUGUGCGCGCCCUGACCUACUGCGACCUGCACAAGAUCCAUCGAGCUGACCUGCUGGAGGUGCUGGACAUGUACCCUGCCUUUGCAGACACCUUCUGGAAUAAGCUGGAGGUCACCUUCAACCUGCGGGGCGCAGAUGGGGGUCUCCAGUCAACACCCCGACAGGCCCCAAGCAACCAAGACCCCCAAGGCUUCUUCCUCAAUGACAGCCAGUCAGGUGCUGCCCCUUCCCUGGGCAUUUCAGACACAUCUGGGCUUUGGCCUGAAUUGCUACAGCAAAUGCCCCCGAGUCCCCCAGACCCAGGACAGAACCUGGAUUGCUGGCCUCGGGAGCUAGGCUUGAAGUUAGAAAAGCUCCAAACCCAGAUGAACAGAUUGGAGUCCCGCAUGUCGUCAGACCUCAGCCGCAUCCUACAGCUGCUUCAACCUCCACAGGGCCACCCCAGCUACAUCUUGGGAGCCCCUGCCUCCAGUGACCUGGCCUUGUUUCCUGAAACGUCAGUGACUCAGAGUUCAGAGUCUACGCUUCUGGUGGGACAUAUGCCAUCUGCACAGACCCUAAGCUACGGUGACUUGGACAAACGUAUUCGGACGCCCAGGAAUUUCUCCCCCGGGAUCCCUCACGUGGCCAUGGCAGUGGACAAAUCUCUGGUGCCAUCCUCCAAACAAGAGCAACCUGAGGGGCUCCUGUCACCUCUAGCCUCACCUCUGUGUCCCCUGGAAGUACAGGGACUGGGUGGUUCCCGCUUUUCCUCUCUCCCUGAACACCUCAGCUCUGUUCCCAAGCAACUGGAGUUCCAGAGACAUGGUUCGGAUCCUGGAUUGACAAGGAGUUAGGGUCUUUGGAUCCCAGGAGAAAAGCUACCAUGGGGGAAUGUAAAUACAGCAAGAUCAGAGUUAAGCCCCUUUCCGGGGAGAACCACACAGCUCUCCCAUGGCUCUUAGAAAAACUACAGCCUGCUGAACCAGGUGACCAGGAUGACCUGAGCAAAGAGGCCCAGGGCUUGGCCCAGCCUCCCCUUAGUCAGCAAGCCAGGCAGAGGGUUGCUCAGAGGUAGCUUACAGGGUGCAAGAGUCGGUGGAGAAGAGAGAUGCUUCAGAUCUUCUGGAGAGUCUUGGUUGGGGCCACACCUCGAAGGUCAGAACCACCCUCUGCCUCAAAAGCCCAGACCCAAGGCCAGGGUUGACCAGACCUUUACCAAAAGCCUCUAAUAUGGCUGGAAUUAGAGGUGUCCUCUGUGCUGGACAUAAAAGACAGAGCUCCAGCCCUCAACCCCUCUACCAUUGAGAGUCCCAUAACAGUAUCUGG